GAUUUAGGAAAUAUUAAAAGAAGAUUGUAUUUAUCGACGAUCCACAAAGAAUUGUCUGUGACCCCUUUGCAUGCAAAAAUCCCUCUCUUUAUGAUCAAGCGCAAAAUUUGGUGCAAUUUGUGCAUUGAUUUGGUGGCGUUCACCAGUGAGAUAUUCAAAGGCACUGUUUUUCAGUCCUUGGAUGGCAUUAUUGUUUCAGCCAACUGUAAACUGCGAAAAAUCUUCACGCUGAAGUCAAACCCACUGAAUCCUGCAGAUGAUGAUGCUGAUGGGCCAACAGAUACGAUUCCUCGAGCCUGUCAGUUAAAUGCAGAUGUGCCACAAGUCACACAACUGCUGAACAUGAAUAAGCUGCGCCAAACAGAACAAAAAUGUAGAGGCCGAUCUUUAACUUCACCAGAAUUAGAUCCUCCAACAAACCGAGUAUCAGCCACUAUACGCAACAGUAAGAGUCAAGACAUAUCCCACAUUGCAUUUGGAUCUAAAGUCCUUGGGCCACCUCCUCCCUCAGGCCGAAGGUUCACUGCAAGGGCAUCUGGGGAGGUAACAAAAUCAAGCAAUAGAACAAAAAGAUCAUACCAAAUGCCAAGUUUGGAAAAGAGAACAGAACCAGUACAAGAUAAUAUAAAGUCUGAACAAUCUCCAUCACCUCUUGAUAUGGCUUUAGAUCAAGAAAAUAUAGAAAAUAUCUGUAACACAAAUCAGGUUUCCCUGGACAAGGAUGAAUGGAUAUUUCCUGACAAAAAAAGUUCUCAGCUGGAGUCCAGCAAUCCUUUGCCUAUAGCCUGUGAAACAUCCCCUGACCUUUCAACCUUUGCACCAAGUGAUGACCAAACAUGUGAAAUCAAACAAACACCUGAAGGCCACGAGGAUAUUUUCACCUAUUCCUCAAAACCUAGAUCAGCGCCUCAUGGAAAGCCCUUGAAUCUUUCUUCAGAAGAUUGCAGUUUUUCUGUGGAUUUGAAGGAAGAGAUUAGCAGGGACUGGCGAGGAGCUCAAAUGGAAGAUGAUUUCUGUGGAAAUGAGAGCAAUGGAGAGGAUGAUAGCUACAUGGACUUCAUGCAAGAGACUCAUCAUCUUCCAAAUAACUAUUUUAUAUCAGGAUUACCUCAACCAGUGAUAUCCAAAGAGAUUCUUCCCAAAAUGACAUCCAAGAGUCCUGAAAGCAGGACACACAAAAUCUAUACAAAAAAAGCUAAUGAAGAAAUAUCACAGUGUACAGAAGAUUCUGUUGUGAUAAUGGAUAAGACAAAUAACAUUCAAAGAAGCUUGUUGCCUACUUCUUGUUCAUCCCCUGUCGGAAACCUACCUGAACCCUGUAAGGAAUCAUCUAGGGUAUCAAAAGGUGUUUCAACCAGUGCAUUAAGAAGUUCCAUGAGUAGAAAAUCUCUAAAAGAAAUCCAGCAGGAGUAUUCAAAUCCAAUAGUCCAAAUUCCU
This is a messenger RNA of Python bivittatus (Burmese python), 1437 nucleotides long. NCBI's taxonomy places the organism in Eukaryota, Metazoa, Chordata, Lepidosauria, Squamata, Pythonidae. The record is from RefSeq and is a predicted model, not a curated record.